GACCUUUGACCCUCUUUGAUGAUAAACAUACUAGAUCUAGUUUCUAAAGGGUUACCGCUGUACGCGAGCCACUCACAAGUGGUAAAAAUUAACCAUAUCACCACCAGAGAUCUAGAUUAAACUAGUUACAGUAGUCAAGAUCUAGACUAGUGAGUCUGUAUCAGCAGAAAGUAACAGCACAGUUGAUUAUUAAUUAACAGAGAGAUAGCCUUUUUUUGUUAUGAAUGACCUAGAUUCUAGUAGUUCUACAACUUUUCAAGACAUUCAUGAUCCAAGUCUUUUUACUUUUAAUUUAGACUUUUUUAUUUUUAUUAAACUUUUACUUUUAGUUAGUAACUUACCUUAGUCCUUACACUGGUUUCACUGGUAAUUUUUACUUUGACUUUAGUAAUUUCUGCUGUCUCAAGACUUGAAAAAAAAAUCAUUAUAUGAUAUAUCAGAAUAGAUUUUGAAAAAAAAAUCAUUAUAUGAUAUAUCAGAAUAGAUAUCAUGUCUACGAUUGCAUCUGAGAAUGAGUCUCAGACUGAUCGUUGUAUUCACACUCACAACAAUCAGACUCAGUCAUCUAUGACCAACGAACCCAAUCAAUCUGAAUCUUAUGAAUCUAGAUUUAGACCAAUUUACUCACAAAGGAAAAGAUCUCUGGAUGGUUUGGUGAUAAAUAAUGAUGAUAGCAGUGAUAGUUCAGAAGAUGAAAGAAGUCGUCUGCUUGGCAGAACACCUCACACUACUGUUCAGACUGUUGCAGUGGUCAAUGACUAUACAUCUAUAUCAGUGCAAACAGGCAACCAACACAGCAUUGUGACAAUAUUUUCAAUGUGGAAUACAAUGAUGGGGACAUCACUACUCAGCAUGCCUUGGACUAUUAAGCAGGCUGGAUUUAUCAAUGGCAUAGUUUUGUUGGUGUUAAUGGCUGGUAUAAUGGCCUACACCACCUACAGAGUAUUGAAAGUUUGCCAUUAUUUAGGAGGUGAAGCUCUUGUUGAAUUUUCUGAUGCUGUCAAAUGCUACUUGGGCAGAAUUACAGAGGGAGUGGCUAUUCUUUGUUCAUUGUUAACUUUAUUGGGAGGCUGUAUCGUAUACUGGAUUCUAAUGUCAAAUUUUCUUUAUCACAUUGGAAUCUUUAUAUACAGUCAUGUGAAGGUUGGCUCUCAUGAACCUAAUGGAAGUUUUCAUUCAUAUCUGUCUUUUCCUUCUGAUGCUACAUGUUACAAUAAGACAGAGAUUGUGAUAUUCAAUAAUGAUGUAUUUGCCAAGUUGUGGGAUGAGACUAAAACUAUUCCACUUUAUUUGAUUCUUCUUAUUUUUCCAUUCAUCAAUUUUAAAUCUCCAACAUUUUUUACCAAGUUCAAUUCUUUUGGUACUCUUUCUGUAAUUUACCUGAUUGUUUUUGUGUUGGUCAAGGCUGGUCAAUGGGGAAUGCAUAUUGAUAUUAACAAGAACCAUGAUUUUUCUCCUUCUUACAGCCCAGUGGCUGAAUGGUCAUUCCCUGCACUGACAGGGGUAGCAGCACUGGCAUAUUUAUUGCAAAAUGCAGUCAUCUCAAUUGUGCGGAACCAAAAAUAUCCAGAAAAUAAUACCAGAGACUUGCUGAUUGCUUAUUGCUUAGUUUGCAUUACCUACACUUUGAUAGGUGCUGUUUUCUAUGCUUCAUUUCCUCUACAUAAAUCAUGCAUUGAAGAUAACUUCCUGAACAACAUAGCCUCUGUAGACAUUAUGGCCUUUGUUGCUCGCAUUGGACUGUUCUUCCAGAUGUUGUGUGUCUUGCCUCUUCUGACAUUUAUUAUUAGAGCACAACUUUUGCAUUUCUUGUUUCGAUCAGUAUGGCCCAGUUUGAAACAUGUGGUAUUGCUGAACAUCAUCAUUGUUGCAUUGUCUGUUGUUUUUGCUGUGUUUCUCCCUUCCAUUGGCCAUAUAAUCAGUUUUGUGGGUGGAUUCUGUGGAUUUUCCUAUGCUAUAGCCUUACCCUGUGCUGUGUAUCUAGUCUCAUCUUAUCAGAGCAGAACUCUCAGUUGGAUCAAAAUCACUUUUCAUGGAUUCUUGAUUUUCAUCGGUUUCGCCAAUUUUGUAGCUCAGUUUGUAAUUAUAGGUCACACAAAGUAAAUUAUGAGCAAUAGCCAAAUUAUACAAUUGGUAUUCUCUAGCAAGAAUUUUUACCUCUUAACAUAAUGUAAAAAUGUACAUUCCAAUAUUAACAUGUUUUACAACCUAGAAGUAAACAAAUAAACACUAUGUUUGCAUACCAUUAAUAUUUUGUGCAAUGAAAAAUUGUUCGUCUUUUUUUAUGUUGAAGAUAUCUAUUAUGUUCAUUCACAAGUCAAUUCUAUUUAUGUUGACUCACAAGUAAAUGAAAUACAUUUGUAAACUAAAAAUGUAUUUGUAUUAAAUUCCUGGAUUUAAAGUAUGCUAUUAUAUUAUAGCUGAAUUUUUACAACUAUUAUUGUUAUAAUUAAAAAAACACCUAGCUACCUAUCAAGGGGGUUCAAGUUCAGAACCUGACUGAGUGAGGCAGCAAACCAACCUUAUUCCGGAUCCUCCCUCCCCCUACUGGUUCACUUAAGAGAUUGGACUAUAUCACAUUGAGCAUGCUGUAAGCAGGAAAGGUGUGAUACACAAAGGCAAUUUAAAAAAAUAAUAAGAAUAUAAGAAUGACUUGUUUGAUAAAUUGAAGCUAAAAAAGAAAUUUAUAUCUCUAGCUCUAUUCUAUUAAGACUGAAGAACAUACGCAUUAGUUGAAGAUUCUGUUGAUUUAGACAAAUGUAAUUAAGAAAGAGAAAGAAUGAGUUGCUAAUGAAACUCUUACAAAACAUAUAUAUGCAUAUGACAUGGACAUAUGUACUCACUCAAUUCUUGUUUAAUUCUGCAAUAGAAAUCUUUUUUUUUUUUUUUUUUUUUUUUUUACUUCUAGGAGCAAUGUAUUUACUUGGAUGAACUCCAGACUCAAAUAUACUAGACCAGUUGAGUUCUUUUAGCCAUACUCUUUGCUAUGCAGUCUGAUGAUCUCAUUAAUAUAUCUUUCCUACUUUUGUGACAUAAUGCUACAUUACCUUUGUCUUGAUGAGUUUCUUUUUGGAGUGUUUUAUAUACACACUGCCACAAUCUUAGUAUUUUAUAACUUAUUAGUGAUCUGGAAAUUCUGUAUUUUCCCUUUUUAAAAAUUAACUAUUGAUGUUUUAUUACUUUUAUUAUUUUUAUUAUUUAAACAUUUUUUUUAGCCUUUUCCCCCCCCCCCCCCCCCCCCUAAUCCUAUUGUCACAAUUUAAAUAUUUUGGCAACGACUGGUAUGACACUAUUCUUAUCAAUUUAUAUUGAAGACGUAUUCAAUACAUAUGUAUUUACAAAAUUGUAAACUAUUAGGAAAACUGUAUUGCAGAAAGAAAAUUUAUUUGUGACUCCAAAAACCUUUUCAUUUGAGCUUUAGACAUUGUAAAAGGGUCAGCUACAAAUAAAUUGAUCUGUUCCACAAGAUCUAGUGGAAAUCUUAUUUCUUUCUGGCUUUUAAGACUCUAUGAAAUGUUUUUUUAAAUUUUCAUUAGGGUAUUAUAACUGUUUUAUACUCUUAUUAAAGUUUUGUAACUAUAUAUUUUUACAAUUGUACAGGAUUUUUACAGCAUUAUUAACUUCAGAAAUUUGAUGAAAAAAAUGUUGUACAUCUUUCUGUUAGGUUAAAAGGAAAAAAAAAUUCUUGUUUGAUUAAAUAUGUUUUAAUUAUCAUUCAAUAUAUACUACAUACAGCAUCUGUAAAGACAAUGCAACUGUAUUCAUAGCUUUCUUAUAAAACACUGAAGUGUAGUUUAUUUUUUUUAAAAUGUAUACUUAGAUGAAAGGAUUUCGUCACAAGGUUAACUGAUCCUUGCAUAAAAUAUCCUCAAGUGCCUGGAGUUCUUGAUUUUUUAAAAAUAAAUACCAAAAAAAUGCCUAAUCUUAAUGGUCUCUUUAUUUAGCAUUUCAAACUUUAAUGAAAUCUUAAACAAGAACUUUUAAAUUAAAUGAGGUGUUUUAUUAUACUAGAAACUCCAUUCUUUUUCACCUUGCCUUUUUGUAACUUUAAGUGGAACAAAAGCCACAACAUUCUCUGUGAGAUUUAUGGAGUUUUUUAUCAUCUGGCCAUAAAUAUUUUUAUGGAUGUUUGGUAAUACUUGCUGCUGGUUGCCCAGAUUUUUCCUGUUCAUCUUUUUUUUUUUUAAGAAUUUUUUGGUUCCACUUGGCCUAUGUAGAUUAAUACUAAAUACAAAUAUGACAGCAAUAUGUCUGACAAAAUGAUUCUAAUUUUCUUUAAUGUUGAAAGUUUAUGAGAGAAUUAUCAUCUGCCGAGUUUUGAUAUCAUAAAAAAUCAAGGACAUAAAUAACAGCAGUCAUUGUUUUUGAAAUAUGCUACACAUUAUUUUAAAGUGAGAAUUUUUUUUUGCAUAAUUUUUCAGCUUUUUUUUUUUUUUUUUUUUUAAAGAUCUUUUCCAGUAAUGCAUUUUAUGGAUAUUUGUUCCUACUCAUUUUAUAAUGUGAACACAUUAAAAAAAAAAACUGAUACUUUGUGUAAAAUGUGCUGAUAAACUGAUUCAUAGUCUUUUGAACAUUCCCUUAAUUUUUGUUUGUUUUCUUGUCAUUAGAGCCUUUGUUACAUGUUUUGGACUUCUCUGUAUUCUGCCUUGAUGUGAAGAUCACCAUUGACUACUUGAGUUAUCUUUCCCUAGUUUCUUUUACAUUUAACAUUCUCUUUCUUUAUAGUAGGUUCUUUGCCAUUUUGACUUACUUGUUCCAAGGCUAUACUACAAAAGUUUGCUUUUGAUUAUCUGAUCCUUUUAAUCCUCUCACCUACUUGGUCAACACAUAAGAUAAUGAAACUGAAUCAAAAACCUUUAUACCAACAUAUUUCAUUUCAAGUGUACACUUUGUCUUUCAAUGUACCAUAGGCUCAAACUUUUUAUCAUUUUUAUUUUUAAAAUAAAAAGAGAGGUCACAUUUAUUUUGUUUCAGACAUUGAGAAGAAAAUGUACAUAAAAUAUAUAUCUAUAUACAUGUUUUUAAAUACUCUUUUCUUUUGAGUUUUGUACUGGACAUUGCUGCCAAAGAAAAUUCAAAUGAUUUCAAAUUAGAAAAUAAAAAGUCUUUAAAACUCAUGAUGAGAAU
This is a messenger RNA of Biomphalaria glabrata, 5127 nucleotides long. RefSeq names its product sodium-coupled neutral amino acid transporter 9 homolog. Gene Ontology annotation, molecular function: amino acid transmembrane transporter activity. The transcript has 14 exons. Gene Ontology annotation, biological process: amino acid transmembrane transport. Lineage: Eukaryota; Metazoa; Mollusca; Gastropoda; Planorbidae. The coding region runs from base 490 to 2103 and encodes 537 amino acids. The record is from RefSeq and is a predicted model, not a curated record.